UUGGCGAAACCAUUCUCCAGCAAAAGUGGCCAAAAGCAGAGAGAGAGAGAGAGAGAGAGAAAAGAGAGAGUGAACUCGUUACAAAACGAAGAGAGACAACGCCAUUUUCGCCAUUUUCCCUCUUCUUCUCUCAGCCAAAAAGCGAUGAUGAAGUUCCAGGUUUGCCUCAUAGGAUUAGCUGAAUGAUAGGACUAGGACGCGGGUUGAUUACUUCAACUUCUGUUGAUGAAUAUACCUUGGUGAAGAUUUGAAGAUUGAAGAAUAGAUUUGUAAAUUGCCUGUAAGAAAGGAUUCAAAAUGAGUUGGAACCCACACAUGGAGGUCCAUUACAAUAACAUCAGCUAUCCUUAUAGUACUGCGGGAAGCUUUAUUGAAUAUUUUGAAGGCCUCACCUACGAACAUGUCAACUUCAUUUUUUCUGGUGCAUCACACGCUCAGGAGAGUUCAUACCCUUUAAAUUCAGGCUUUUACAAGUUUGGACUGCCUGAACCUGAGAACACUCCAUACUAUCGUUAUGGUCAUGAUUAUGAGGCAAAUCAUCACGAACCACUGGUGGAUGAGUAUAGGAGGCCUUCAGAAAACUCAUUGACAAGCAAUGAACAGACAGCGGCAGGAAGCACAGAAUGGGGAGAAGGUGGCAACCCUGACACGCAGGACACUUCUAUUGAGUGCCCACGAAGACAUCACAGCAAUUCCAGUGAUUAUCAGGUCAUUUGGCAAGACAAUAUUGAUCCCGACAACAUGACCUAUGAGGAACUACUUGAAUUAGGUGAGGCUGUUGGAACUCAAAGUCGUGGUCUCACCCCAGAACAGAUCUCCUUGCUUCCAGUUUCCAAGUACAAGUGUGGGUUCUUCUUGAGGAAGAAGUCACGAGAUGAGAGAUGUGUGAUUUGCCAGAUGGAAUAUAAGAGAGGGGACAAGCGGAUCACUUUGCCAUGUAAACAUGUCUAUCAUGCUAGUUGUGGGAACAGAUGGCUUAGCAUCAAUAAGGCUUGCCCUAUAUGUUACACAGAAGUGUUUGCCGACAAGUCAAAACCCAAAUAACGGGCGAAAGAAUAUGAUUAACCAGCAUAUGUUUCUAUUUCUCCUUGACGAGUUUGGGGGUCUUUCAUAGAAAAAUACAUCUAUUUGUUUUCAUUUUUCGUAGUGAGAUGAGUCAUUACGUUGGGUUUAGUUAAAAUACUUGGAGAGUAGUCGCAGGGAUUGUCCCAAAGUUUUAAAAAGAAUAUGGACAUGCAUUAUGGUUGUGUUGGAAGGGCUGUAUUGUGGUUUGUUUUUGUUACACUUUUAUACAGUGUGCUAUGAUUUCACGUACUUCAUCACCAGCUGUCGAUACAGUUUUUGUGUUGGAGAGGCUGGAAUGUGAACAUAUUCAUAAUUUUUACGAAAAUUUGUUCAAACACA
Lotus japonicus is the source of this 1404-nucleotide messenger RNA. RefSeq names its product E3 ubiquitin-protein ligase BIG BROTHER-like. The record is from RefSeq and is a predicted model, not a curated record. Bases 298 to 1044 code for a protein of 248 amino acids. Gene Ontology annotation, biological process: negative regulation of organ growth; protein ubiquitination. The transcript is spliced from 9 exons. Gene Ontology annotation, molecular function: ubiquitin conjugating enzyme binding; ubiquitin-protein transferase activity. NCBI's taxonomy places the organism in Eukaryota, Viridiplantae, Streptophyta, Magnoliopsida, Fabales, Fabaceae.